UUUGGGGUGCCUUCUAUGUCAUUCUUCUGAGGUGAAGUUCUCGCUCGGCAAGUAAUUGUUUUGGUAAUGCAAGUGCGCAUUAGCUCUUAGUGAGCUGAGUCGUGCGCCAAAGGGCGCCUGCCACGGGACGAGAGGCGUCCGACGUUAAGGGACAGGUGGGGUUCCGCUCUCGGCGGUCAGAUCAGAGGAGGACGAUGGGCGAUGUAGUUCGAGCUCAUUUAAUGCAGGGUUGGAGGGAAUGACAGGGUGCAGAGUACAGCGGAUGUUGGAGGAGAUAAGCUUCGAUCCUUUGUCUCAUUAGAUCGUUGGUUUAAAGAGAGGCGAUUCUAGCAAUUAAAAUGAGCAUCUUUGCUACUUGAGAUUGUGCCAAGGUGAUACGAAGAAGACAUUUUUUCUCUCUUCCAAGUGAAGGCUCCCAUAAGACAAAGAGCGUCUUCAUGGUGGAUAUAUCAUAAAACUCGUAGAAGAAUGAUAAAAAUAAUUUUCUCUCCCUCCUCUAUCAUCCGAUUCAUCUGGAAGUAGCCAUGGAGAAGAAGAUCCGAUCGCCCGAUCAAUGAGGGCAUGGGUCGUCGGAUAAGGACAGCAAGGGAUCGCCAGAUUUGACGCGUGGAAGAAGCACGGCGAGUAGGUCCUCGCCCACAAAGGGACAGCCAACUGGCUCCUCCUCGCCUAUCGUUAAACCAAGAAACUGUUUUGCUGUCAUAUCUGCUUCUCCGUUGGAUAACGUGUGCGUACCAGCUUGUUUGUUAUUUUGUCUUCUUGCAUGCUCUGCUUUCUUCUUUCCCUUGCUUGGGUAUGUUUGGUGCUCCAGUCGUUAAUUCUUUAGUUCCUUUCUGAUCUUUUGCGGUUUCGAGUGAGAAAGGUGACUAUAGUGGUGGAGAUGGAGUAAAUGAGAUUCGGAGAUGGUUAGGUGGAAGAAGGAGAAGGUCAGCAGGGUUUCAAGGUGGAGUUUGAGCCAUAACGAGGCAUUGGGAGAAGCAGGCGGCGGCAGGUCGGAAGAAGAAGGUGCACGUUUUUGGCCGAUGCUUACUACUCCCACUUCCGCUAGUCUAACUAAUAGGAAGAGAGCUAGGCUUGAUGGAAAGGUGGUUGAUGAUUGUGAUGCUGUUGAUCCUUCACCCGUGCCAAGGAAAUUGAGAUCAGCUAUCAAUAAAUGCAGCAGCCAGUCAUCAUCUCCUGCAAUACCAGGUGCAAAGAAGAAACCCUAUCAUACUUUUAAUGGACUCCAAGUGCUGCAUGGGAAUGGUGGAAGGAGAUGCAAGCAAAAUGUGCUGCUUGGCUCAUUAACUGAGGAUGAAAAGGAAGUACUCGAAGCCUUGUGUGCAUUAUCCAGAAUUCUACCUAUUAAAGAGAGAAUUCAGGACGAUAAAGACAGGGAAAUCUCUGAGAAUCACCAGGAUAAUAUUGCUACCCCAACAACUCAUUCGGAAGCUAUGAAAGAGGACAAAAAUCUUUUGCAACAAAACACUACCAUUGGAAUUAAGAGUCCCUCUUUUUGUUUGGAGAAGACAUUAGAAAAACCAAUGAAGGAUGAACAUGCUAUUUCCAAGCAACCUGACACAAAUUCUGGAAUGCAAAUUAUUGAUUCAGGUUUGAGUAUAGCCCCUGAUUCUGGAAGUCAUAUAACUCCUCUAUCUGAAAAUGUGCACCCAGAAAAUAUUCCUGGAAAUCUUAAAAGUUUUUUGAGCCCCUCAGGAUUUUUGCCUCGUCAUUGUACUGAAAAUAGAACACUGCAACCUACUCAAUGUGGUUCUAUCAUAGCCUUUCCACCAUGCAAAUCAGAAAUGCUACAACCUAAUGGAUGUGUUGGAUCCGCUGCACUGAAACAUGAGGUUCAAUAUUUGAAGCAUAACAGUGAAAGCAGUACAAAACUUGUGUACCAGAAAGGAAAUGUUCCGCCCCAUAUUCAGCUUUCUUCAAGCAAUUCUGCAGUUUGGCCUGGCCCUGCCACUAGUAUUACUUCAAAAGAAGUUGAUCUUCCAACUAUGAAGGUUCCUCUUGAUGUAACACCAUUAUGGAAAAAGUGCGCUAUUCAUGUAUUCAUAAGCCAUAUGAUAAAAAGCUACCAGGAAAAGGAGCAGCAGCACACACUCAUACUGCCAUCUGAGGACUCAAAGUCCAGGGUUGGGUCGGAAUCACGUGAACUAGUAAACAAUGAGAGAACUGGUUUACAAAGUAGAUUGAAAAUUGUGGCAUCUGCUGCUAUCUAUGGUUCUACAGUGGAGAGGAGCAAACAUGCAGGAACAAAUGAAAUUUCAUGUAACAGAAGACUUGUUUCAGCUCACAUAUCAUCAGUCUUAUCUGAGUACAAACAAAAGCAGAGCUGUGAUUUUCUUUCGUUAUCCACUAACAGUGAUACUGGUAGUACUGCAAAUGGAGUGAAGGCUCCUGUGCAGCUUCAUUCUCCCUUUUUCCAUGCCCAGGUUCCCUUCCCAGUCUCUCAUGUACCAUAUGUUCCAGCUUACCCAGAGAAGCUAGUUGCUCCAGCUACUCAACAGGUGCAACCACAAUUACCACAUUAUGCAGGCAACCCGUUCUAUGGACCACAAAUGAACAACACCAUAGGCAAUUCACAACCGCAGCACCAGCAGCAACAGAUAUGUCAAGCUCAUAUUGCACGCUAUAGGUCCCCAGUUGGCAUUGCUGUGUUGCAGAAUGAUCAAACACAUAACUCUCUCUCUCCUUCUACACAACUGCAAGGUUUCUCAUCACUAUCCUCCAAACCAAAGCCUCAGCAGCAGCACCACCACCACCAACUUAGUCUGCACGGCAGGAGACAACACAAAGAUCCCCAUCAGUUUCAGCUGCUGUACAGCACGAGUCGCUCCUGAAGACAAGUGAUAAGAUGGAAUGAAGGCAUUUAAGCUCGGGCUUUCGUCCAUGUAAGCCAUGAGAUAUGCUUAAUCAAGAUGAUGGACUACUGGCUCACCAGAUGCUGCUCAUUGAAUUCUAGGUGAAGCUUUGUACAAUCGGGAGCAAACAUGAUCCAAUGUUGCUACUGUUCUCUUUAUUUUUUUUAUGCUAAAGCAGUGGGCUAUAGAAAGAACUCUCUGCUGUAUAUCUGACAUUAUAAUCAAGUUAAAGGAGUUACAGGCCUUUUCUCA
Musa acuminata AAA Group (dessert banana) is the source of this 3104-nucleotide messenger RNA. RefSeq lists its product as uncharacterized. The transcript is spliced from 14 exons. The record is from RefSeq and is a predicted model, not a curated record. The coding region runs from base 903 to 2831 and encodes 642 amino acids. NCBI's taxonomy places the organism in Eukaryota, Viridiplantae, Streptophyta, Magnoliopsida, Zingiberales, Musaceae.